Messenger RNA from Spirometra erinaceieuropaei, 701 nucleotides. The record is from the annotation of a GenBank genome assembly. Lineage: Eukaryota; Metazoa; Platyhelminthes; Cestoda; Diphyllobothriidea; Diphyllobothriidae.
AUGUUGCGUUUGGUUGCUUUCCUAGUUGUCUUAUGUUCUGCGUUUGUGAGCGGAUAUUAUGUGACAGUUGAUGCGAAUGGAGAAGAGUGCUAUUUUGAUAGAUUGAAAGCUGGUGCGAAGUUCGUUCUGCACUUCGAAGUAUCCGAAGGUGGAUUUUAUGACAUCGACGUCACGGUAGUUUUUGCUCACAUGUUUAUUCCUGUUACAGAUCUCAGGCCCAGACAAAAAUGUUCUUUACUCAGUUAACAAAGAAUCAAGUGGUCGCUAUGCUAUGACUGCAUCAAAAGAUGGAAUUUACACAUACUGUUUCAGUAAUAAGAUGAGCACGAUGACUCCAAAGGUUGUGUUGUUCGCACUCGAAGUCGAGGACCAACAGCUGCAAAAAGAGGCUGGAGCAUCAGGUACUAAUCUUUCAUGUCACUUUUAUCAACAGAGGAACAAAACAAACUCGUGGACAUGGUAAAUGAGCUUGCCAGUUCUGUAAUGUCAGCGAAACAUGAAAUGGAAUACCUUGAAGUGCGCGAAACCCUUCACCGAGCAAGUAUGUUUGUACGUUUAGUCUAUUCAUUUGUCUAGUCAACGAAAAUACUAACUCACGCGUCGUCCUUUGGGCUGCUUUCGAGGCUCUCAUCAUAGUCGGGAUGAGCCUAGGUCAAGUGUACUACUUGAAGCGCUUCUUCGAAGUUAGAAGGAUGGUUUGA